AUGGAUCUGGAUUGGAUUCUCCCUUUUUGCAGGAUAUCUCCGACGCAGUUGCAUCAUUUAAAAGGUGUUUUCAUUCCUAUUUUACUUUGGGAAAUAUGGAUUAUUAGGAAUGCAGUAGUGUUUCAAUCUCAGAGUUUCCGAUGUGAAGUGGUGGUUCAAAAGGCUUAUACGAAGACCACAAAGUAUAUAGCCACCUUAGUUCCUUCGAGUUCUGCGAAUUAUCAUUCCGUGGUUAAACACAUUGAAUGGUCCUACCCACCUGCAGGUUAUCACAAAUUGAAUACGGAUGGUGCAGCUAAUGAGUUUCUUGAUGUAGGUAUUGGGGGUGUUAUUCGAGAUGAUGCGGGGAAGUUUAUUGUAGCCUUUGCAGAAUACAUAUACAAAAAUGGCAGCGCUAUUCGCCAAGGGUUACAAAUUGCAGAAGCACUGAACAUACAAAACAUGGAAGUAUCUAGUGAUUCUGUCUAUAUUACUAAUCUGUGUAAUCAGGAAGGUGCAGUUCCAUGGUAUUUUGCUAAUAUCCUGAAUGAUAUUUUUCCCUUAGCUAAGAAUUGUUAG
Messenger RNA from Papaver somniferum (opium poppy), 558 nucleotides. RefSeq lists its product as uncharacterized. The record is from RefSeq and is a predicted model, not a curated record. NCBI's taxonomy places the organism in Eukaryota, Viridiplantae, Streptophyta, Magnoliopsida, Ranunculales, Papaveraceae. The transcript has a single exon. Gene Ontology annotation, molecular function: RNA-DNA hybrid ribonuclease activity; nucleic acid binding. The coding region runs from base 1 to 558 and encodes 185 amino acids.